CUGCUUUCCCGUAGUGGCGGUUUAUUAGCACCAGGUGGAUCAUAAACUUAACAUCUUCAUCGGAUUGAACUGUUUCUUCUUCUUUCUGGCCUUUGCCAUGGAGGAGGUGACCCGCCUGGUGUCAACGGGAGACUGUGUGAAGCUCUGGGAUGCGGUUUCCAUGGCGCCCCUGGAGCAGUUUAACCCACACAGCAGCAGCCACCCUGUUGCUCAGGCCUGCUGGAGCUCCAACAAUCAGUACCUGGUCAGUGCCAGCAGCAGCGGAGACAAACUGGUUCUUUCCAGCCUGAAGUCGACUCCUGUUCCUGUGGUGGAACUGGCAGACGGGAAAAGGCAGACCCGUGUGUGUCUGAGUUCUUCCUCCCAGUUCCUUGUCAGUGGUGGUCUGGAUCACUGUGUCCACAUCUGGGAUCUGAAGUCGAAGAGACUGCACCGCUCCCUCAAAGACCACAAAGAAGAGGUCACCUGCGUGUCCUUUAAUGCCAACGACAGCUGCAUCGCCUCGGGCUCCACUAGUGGGGAUCUGGUUCUCCACAGUCUGACCACCAACCUGUCCAGCAGGGCGUUUGGUCACGGCAGCAACCAGCCCGUCCAUGACCUGAGGUUGUCCAUGGUGAAGCGCUCCCUGCUGGGCACCGUCUCUGACAGCGGCACCGUGGUUCUGUGGGACUCCAACACCCAGAAGGAGCUCCAUGUGUUCGACAGCGCUCACAAGGCCCCUGGCUCCGGCUUGGCCUUCUCUCCCACCAGCGACCUGCUGGUAGUCAGCGUCGGCCUGGAUAAGAAGAUCAUCUGCUAUGACACGGCCAGCAAGAUAAUCCUGAGGUCGAUCCGCGUGGACAGUCCUCUGACCUCGGUGGACUUCACUCUGGACGGUACUGGUCUGGUGGUCGGGUCCACUCAGGGGAAGAUCUACCAGUACGACCUGAGGAACUCCAGCUCCCCCACCAGGAUCACUGUGGCCCACAAAACCUCAGUCACCUGCCUGCGUUUCCAGAGCAACACCAGCAGACACAAGUCCAGUAAACUGGGAUCCACCAAGAUUUCCAGUAUAAAGAGAUCCACCUCAACGCUGUCCAGCAGCCAUCCAGAUCCCCCCCCCAGCACAGAUCCCACCCGCCACAGGCCGGCGACCGACACAGCAGGAGGUGCCGGUGUGACGAUGAUGGGUCGGGAGGCAGAGGGCCAACAGGGGGCCGAGCAUCAACCCGCAGUGGAAAAGUUCAGCAACGUUGGACGAAACAGUCUGGACGUCUUCUCUCCUGCUCGUGAAGGUCCAGACUCUGGGAACCGAGGGGGAACUGCAGACACACCAACUGGAAGAACACCAAUUACCAGCUUUGAGAUGCUGUCCAGAGAAAGGGAGGGUCAGCAGCUGAUUGGCCGGGCCAGUCUGGACAUAUUCUCUCCAGUCAGAGAAGACUCUCUCUCAGGUGGCGGCUCACAGCGGAAGACCCCUCUGGCCUCUGCAGGAAGAUGUUACAGCCCGCUGUCAGUCUUCCAGUCGCCACUUACCAUUAAAGAGGAGGAGCCAAUCACAGCUUCAGCUGUAGAACCAUGUGACACCAGGAAGGUGAUGACCUCUGACCUCGGAGCAACAUCUGAUAAGACCGGCAGUCCCAGUCUGGAGGGGGAGGGCCAGACCACGCCCUCCACAUCCCAACAGGCCAGCCUCAGUCAGCCAGCCCCACCUUUCUUUACUCCAGAGCCCAGCCUCCGAAAAGCCAAUGGAAUUCAAACUCAGUUGAGCUACGACUCACCUGACCACGGAGCUCCACCUACCAGCAAAGCAGGUCCAGCUGCGACGGCGGCCGUGUCCUCCUCGCUCUCUCAGAACAUCGCUGACGUGGUUGGACAGGGUGGAGCUGCUCCUCUCACCUCCCUGCAGAUACACUUCAUCCAGAGCAUGAUUCAUGAAACUCUGGAGGAAUUCAGGGACGCCUGUCAUCGAGACAUCCUCAACCUUCAGGUGGAAAUGAUCCGACAGUUUUACAUCCAGCUGACUGAGAUCCACGGUCUGAUAGAGAAAUACUCUGUUAAUGAGUCCCUGGUGGAAGAAAUCGAGAAGCUGCGAGAAGAGAACCGCCGGCUGAGAACCAACUACUGACCGGCUGCAGAACGAGGCGUUGGGGUGGAGCUGUGGAGGCGGCACCACCUUCAGGGUCUGGGUCUGAGAUUCUACAGCUGCUGUCUGGGAGCUCAGUCUGCUUCAUUUAUGCUUCACUUCCUGUCCUCAGACGGUUGGACCCGGAGUCGCCUGCAUGGCCUCCUGCAUUAUGUGUGUGAUGUUUGUGUGUUUUGUACGAGGAGGCUGAAGUGUCCUUAAGUCACUAGUUGGAUAAACUUAAAAAUUUGGUCAAACGUCUUUUGUUAUUGUAAUUUAAUAAAUCUGUAACUCCA
Melanotaenia boesemani (Boeseman's rainbowfish) is the source of this 2400-nucleotide messenger RNA. It is a transcript of the gene nedd1, whose product is annotated as NEDD1 gamma-tubulin ring complex targeting factor. The record is from RefSeq and is a predicted model, not a curated record. Gene Ontology annotation, cellular component: pericentriolar material; ciliary basal body; centriole. NCBI's taxonomy places the organism in Eukaryota, Metazoa, Chordata, Actinopteri, Atheriniformes, Melanotaeniidae. The transcript is spliced from 16 exons. Gene Ontology annotation, molecular function: gamma-tubulin binding. Gene Ontology annotation, biological process: microtubule nucleation; mitotic cell cycle. Bases 98 to 2107 code for a protein of 669 amino acids.